Molecule: messenger RNA, 2940 nt
Organism: Symbiodinium sp. CCMP2592
Lineage: Eukaryota; Dinophyceae; Suessiales; Symbiodiniaceae
Source: the annotation of a GenBank genome assembly
AUGGAGGUUUUCCACGAGUAUGUCGCGGUUGUGAAGGACUAUGCCUUUCCAAUUGCCGGCAUGUUGCUAGUCCUGUACCCUGCUGCUUUGAUGGCCUGGACAAUCGUUGAGGGUACCAACUCGAAGAAGGAGCGAGAUGAUGCCUGCCAGGAGCAGGUUGGAAAGCUCAAGGAAGAGUUCCAGAAGCCGCAGAAGCUCGAAAAGACCCGGGAAGGAGUCACCUGGACUCAUGCAGCCAAGUGUUUCAAGAGGCGAAACAGCAGCCUGGUCACUGGUAUUGCAGUCGUCUUCGCCCUUGUGGCAUCCAGACAAUUAAUUUCUUGCUUCGUCUCCAUGCCGGUGAUGAAACCCGCUCCGCCUCAGAUGGGACAGGAGGGACACCCUCAUCUGGGCACAGCCUGGCUUGCGAUGGACUGCAAGCCCAUCGUAGCAGCCUUUUCUGCCGCAGCUGCCGCCGGCCUGGCUAUUAGGCGGCUCUCUCUUCCGCGUCCGUGCCAGGCAUGGGCGCUUGGUCAGCGAGGUCGCGCCACCCAGCGCUGUGCGACCUUCGCAAAGUCAACAGACGUUACCCAGCCGUGCUUGUUCGAUCGACAACUUUCGGGGCCGUGGACCGCAGCAGAAGCACCAAAAGCGCCUGAGGAGACCCACAGCAGCCCCGACGAUCAGCCAUCUCUGUGGCACGAUGUCGACCUUUAUGUAAAGUCGUGGCUGGAUGAGCCCACCUCACUCCUGCGUUACGUCAACGAAAUGCCGAUGGGCACGCUCCGAAAGUAUGAGGUACAGCCCGAUGCUCCAAACAACGUGAUUGAGGAGGAUGUCAAGGGCUCCAAGAAACUGGCGGCUUUCGGGAAGCCGGUCCCCUUCAACUACGGCUGCUUCCCGCAGACGUAUCGGGAUCCAGAGAAGGCUGACGAGCUCUACCAGGCUCCAGGCGAUGAUGAUCCGUUGGAUGUGAUUGACCUCUCUGACACUCCAACAGAGGUUGGCACGGUUGUCCGCUGCCGUGUUCUCGGUGCCGUCUGCCUGAUCGAUGAAGGCCAGGCAGAUUGGAAGGUGAUGGUUGUGAACGUGGACUCGAAGAGUGCUCUCGCCAAUGCCUACACUAUUGAGGACGUAGAACGCAUUUCGCCCGGGCGCAUCCAGUCUUGCUGGACCUGGAUGGAUGAGCUCAAGAGUGGUGGUGGCAAAGGGAAUGCCAAACUUCAUCGUGAAAUUCACGACGCCAACCGAGCGUUGAAGUUGAUUGCCCAGGACCACGACUCCUGGAAGAAACUUGUGAGCUCUGCCGGACCUGAUGGCACUGCCCGUGGUCAUUGGAUUUGCUCGCCUCAAAGCGAAGCUGAGACGAGAGCCCAGGUCUUGAAGCUUGGAUGGGCACCGCCCUGUGUUGUGCCCGGACAACAGGUGCGCUCUCCCUGCAUGCUGGCCGGAGCGGCGCGCGUGUCUGUGCUCGCCAGGGCGGCUCGAGCUGGGAGCGCUUCCGUCAGCCCUCUGGAGCCAGGACCCUGCAAGCUUUUCGUUGGCGGCAUCUCCGCGCAGACGUGCACCGAGGCACUUCAAUCCCACUUCGCCAAGUACGGGCAUGUCAUCGAUGCUGUGGUCAUGUCCAGAGAUGGCAAAGCCCGAGGCUUCGGCUUCGUGACCUUCAACUCGGUAGUGGCAGCUGCGAAUGCGCUUUCGGAGCCGCAGUGGCUGGAUGGGCGACUCGUAGAUGUGAAACGAGCAGUACCAGGAGAGCGCGUCCAGGAGAGAAGCUCAAACAAGAUCUUCAUUGGUGGUCUUCCGCAGGAUGUCACAACCGAAGCUCUGCGUGAGUACUUCAGCGCGUAUGGUUCCGUAGCGGUCGCCAAGCACUUGUGCGCGUUGAUCUGUGUGGCUGAGGUUGUCAUGGUUGACCGUCGGACCCGACGUUCUCGUGGGUUUGGCUUCGUGCGCUUUGCCAACGGGGGGGCAGAGCAGAGUGCUGUGCAGGCAGUGCUUAUGGACUUUUCCGAUCACUGGCUCGGAUAUGCAGGCAUGCUCGUCGCAGUCUUCUGGCUCAACACACAUACCACCUAUUGGACUCGGUCCCAAGCUGUGAGCCUGUACUGCGCUCCUUCGCAUCGCUUGCUUGCAGUUCUGUCUGGCGGGAAAUGCAACAGGUCAGCAACAGCCGAGGAUGAGACUUGUCAGGAAUUGUCUGGGGUGUCUGCAGAGGCUAUCUUGCAGCAGGAGGAGACGCUGCCAAGCUCCCUCAACAAGAAGACGGAUGAGGAUGCUGGUGGUCCCGUGCCUUUACUCUUGGAGGAGGAGGUGCGGAUCUGCCCCAUCAGCGGCUUGUCGACGCUACAGGGAGCAUGCCCCUUUGCCAAGCCGAAAGCAAAGGCCAAAGACGGGGGCAAGAAGCAGAGGGCCGCCGUGAAAUUGGACUUCCAGUGGGAACAGGCUGAGAGCCAGGUGACGAUCAGCGUCCGGGCACAUCCGACGGACGCGUUCGUGACCCUCGAGCUGCCGGAUAGUGCCUCGCAGCAGGAGAUAAAGCGCCAGUACAAAGCCCUGUCCCUUCGACACCACCCAGACAAGAACCAGGAGGAUCCGGAUGCAACUGACCGAUUCCAAAGGAUCAAGGACGCAUACCAGGCCCUCAAGGACACUGAUGGCGAGCUUGCUUUCCCUUGGGCCGAUUAUCCCGAGAAGCAGCAGGUGAUGCCAGGAAAUGAAGCCAUCGCCAUCUUUGCAGAGGUCGGACGGGAGGCCUGUGAAGAGCAUCACUUCCAGGGCUUGCAGCUCCGGCAUCUCGUGAAGUCCUCGAAUGUGCAGGUGUUGAAGUUUGAGCGAGAGCUCGAGGAGGGGCGUGUCACAGAAUGCGAACUUCAAGCCUUGUGUACGGACUCGUCUCACUUCGUAAAUCACCUGGUGAAGGUCCAUCGGCGCGAUGCCUGGGAAUUCCAGGAAAGUUAG